Messenger RNA from Hemisphaericaspora subhashii, 1299 nucleotides. It is a transcript of the gene MNN11, whose product is annotated as alpha-1,6-mannosyltransferase. Gene Ontology annotation, cellular component: Golgi membrane; mannan polymerase complex. Gene Ontology annotation, biological process: protein N-linked glycosylation. Bases 1 to 1299 code for a protein of 432 amino acids. The record is from RefSeq and is a predicted model, not a curated record. The transcript has a single exon. Lineage: Eukaryota; Fungi; Ascomycota; Pichiomycetes; Serinales; Debaryomycetaceae. Gene Ontology annotation, molecular function: alpha-1,6-mannosyltransferase activity.
AUGUUCGGUGGAGGGAAGUUUAAACCCAGACAUGGGAAGCAAAACAGUGUCACAUUCUUACCAUUACCUGCUACUUUUAAUCGUACUUUACAUAGAAGAAAUAUACCUCAAAUACUAUUCAUUAGUUUAAUCAUAUGGUAUAUGUUUAAUCCUUUAAGUUUUAUAACAGCAAUGUUUAAAACCCCAGUCACAACUGCAUAUCCAACACCACAUGCCUUAACCACAAGGCAUACAGUAGAAACAAAUUCUAAAUACAUUUAUCCUCAUGUUGAAGAUGUACCAACUUUAAAACAAAUUACAAUUGAUAAAUUAUUUAAAGUUUCCAGAGUUAGAGAUUCAAAUUUCCCAGAAAUUGAAAAAACGAUAUAUUCAUCAUUGAAUUCAAUGGAUGAUCCAGAUCCAGCGAUUCAAAAGACAAAAGAAGAUCAAGAAAAUGCCGUUUCUGAUAUUUCUAAAGUUAUUAAUAAUUUCAAAAAUCUUGAUAAAGUCAUAUAUAAACCAAAAUCAGGAUCAAUUGCCGAUUAUCCUGAAGUUGUAAUUGUUACCGCAUUGGAUUAUGAAAAAUAUUCAUUUGCUGCCUUAACCAAAAUUAUUCAAAACAGAGUCGAUUAUGGACAUUUCCAAAAUUAUGGAGUCUAUGUUAGAUGGGUUAAUGAAUUCUUACCAAUUAUCAAUUCAAUAAAUAAUCUUCAUGAUAAAGAAAAAUCCAAAUGGGUUCGAUUAUAUGCCAUACAAGCUGCUAGAUUUGCAUACCCGCAUGCAAAAUGGUUCUGGUAUCUUGAUCAAAGUGGGUUUAUUAUGGAUAUGACGAUAAAUAUCCAAGAAUAUAUGUUGAACCCAUCCAGUUUGGAACCAAUCAUGAUGAGAGAACAACCCUUGGUUCCACCCAAUGGAGCAAUUAAAACAUAUAAAAGUGUCCGAGCUGAAUCUAUAAAAUUAAUCGUUACUCAAUCGGAAACUAUGAUUGAAACUGCGUCUUUUUUGGUUAAGAAUGAUCAUAUUGGGAAAUCAAUUAUUGAAAUUUUGGGGGAUCGAUUAUAUUUAAAUUAUGCAAGUUUCCCAUAUGGACCUGAUUCUGCAUUGACACAUAUUUUACAAUGGCAUCCUUUUAUUUUAAGUAAGACUUCGGUGGUACCUACAAAGACAAUUUCAUCAUAUCAUCGAUUCAGAGAUGAUACUGAUGAGAAAUUUGUUUAUUCUGAGGGUGAUUUUGUUGUACAAUGGGCUGAUUGUAAGAGUGAAAUUUGUGAACAAGUAUUAGAUGCAUAUCAUCCAAAGAUAAAAAGACCAAACCAGUAG